Megalopta genalis is the source of this 3346-nucleotide messenger RNA. RefSeq names its product Sterol regulatory element binding protein. The record is from RefSeq and is a predicted model, not a curated record. Gene Ontology annotation, molecular function: RNA polymerase II cis-regulatory region sequence-specific DNA binding; DNA-binding transcription factor activity, RNA polymerase II-specific; protein dimerization activity. Gene Ontology annotation, cellular component: nucleus. Lineage: Eukaryota; Metazoa; Arthropoda; Insecta; Hymenoptera; Halictidae. Gene Ontology annotation, biological process: regulation of transcription by RNA polymerase II.
UUGGUUGUGGCGAAGAUAGGGUGACCGUUCGUAAUUUGUUAGUUAUUACGUUUGACAUAUCAGCCAGUUCUGUUGUUUUAAUUAACGUGUUUAUUUAAUGAAAAUAAAUAUCUGACAUAUAAUAUGUCAUAAUGGCAGAUCCCGAGGGAUGGUCUGCAACACAAGAUAACGAUUAUUCGAAUUUUCAGUCAAAUGACAGCUUUAAUUUAAAUGAAGUAACUGGUAUCGAUGAUCUCCUUACAAAUUGUGAAAGCGAACUAUUGAAAAAUGGAAACUUAUUCAGCGAUGAUGCAUUGUUGUCACAAUUGGAUGAACCCUUGGGCAUGGACACGGAAGAAUUGGAUUUCUUAAAUUUUAAUACUAACGAAGAAUUUAAAGAUUUCAAAGAAUUUCAGGAUUUCAAAGAUCCAAAUAUUGUUAAAUCUUUGACAAAUGCAAAUGUUAUGUUAACACCUCCAGUGGCAGAAAAUACUCAGCCAAUCCCUUGUAUAACUCAACAACAACCGCAACAGCAACAAAAACCACAACAGCAACUGCAACAACAACAGCAAUCGUUACAACAAGACGUACCAUCUGUACAAACUAGACCACAAAGAAUAUCUGUUACACCGGCGCCUACAGUAUUUAGUUCGCAAUAUGCUCUUCCACAAAAUGUAAACUUUAGUGUACAAUCGCCUGUUGUAACAAUAGCACCGGUUACGCAGCAAAGGCAGUUGCUCCUACCCGCGAAGCUUAUAAAAUCAGAAUCGGUUGUCUAUUCUAGAGGAGCGCAAGCUGUUAAUUCAACAUCUGUACCGCAUCAAAUACAUACUUUAGUAAAUACUGCUAAUGGAACUGUUUUAACUACUGGUAUUCCUGUUGUAUUAGAUACCGAUAAGGUACAGAUUAAUCGUUUGAAUACAAACACGCACGUGGGUGUACCUCGGGUGAAGGAAGUAAAACGCAGUGCCCACAAUGCUAUCGAACGACGUUACAGAACAUCGAUCAAUGACAAAAUUAUUGAAUUAAAAAAUAUUAUUGUCGGAGAAGAUGCCAAGUUAAAUAAGUCGGCUAUCUUGAGGAAGACUAUAGACUAUAUAAGAUUUCUCCAGAGUUCUAAUUCAAAAUUGAAAGCAGAAAACAUGGCUUUAAAAAUGACGGCACAGCGGCAAAAUUUACGCGAUUUAUUGGUAUGCGGGGAAUUGACGCCGCCAAGAUCAGAUUCAAGCGAACCGUCUUUGUCUCCUGCACCAGCACCGUUAUCUCCACCAUCUCCGUCAUCCAUAAAAGAUGAUCCCGAUGUAUUGCAAAAUAUGCAUUCGACUCCUAUUCUGACUAAUACAGGAAUAAGAGAUCAUACUAGGCUUACACUUUGUGGAUUUAUAUUCCUAUUUUUAGUAUUCAAUCCUUUGGGUUUUGUUUUUAAUAAUGUUGGCAGAUUCAAGUCCGAGUAUGUAAAUACUAAAGUUGAUGGUCGUACGAUUCUUAACUAUCAAGAUCAAUCCGAAUUUGAAAAUCCAAUUUGGAGUAAUGUAUUCUUGUGGAUAACUAAUAUCGUACUUUUAAUUGGUGGAGUUUGUAGACUAUUACUUUACGGUGAUCCAAUAUUACCACCUGACAGUAAAGUGUUUCUUGAACUUCAUCGAUGGAGACGUCAAGCAGAAUUUAAUAUAUCUAAAAACGAAUGCAGUCAAGCAUGCCGUGAUUUACAUCAAUGCUUACAAUAUUUUGGUCGUCCGUAUCCAGCAUCGCGUACAGAGGCUUGGCUUGCCACUACUUGGCAAAUUAUAAGACAACUUCUCCAUAAGUUAUGGAUUGGAAAAUGGAUCUUAUAUACUCAUAAAUGGUUCUCCGAGAAAACGACCCGGAAACAAGCGGAAAUGUCUGCUAUGGAAAUAGCCAUCAUUUAUCAACAUAUGUUAUGUUUACAUCUGACUGAUGGUUCAAAGAAUGGAACGCUGUAUCUUUCCUUAUCUGCAGUAAAUUAUGCCGAAGCUGCUGGUGAAACUAUGCCAAAAUCAUUGUUAGCUGAAAUAUAUAUUAACGCUGCACUCUGUUUUAAACAAUCACUCUUUCCAUUCAUUCACAAAUAUUAUUUGGGCAAAGCACGCAUAUUACUAUCAUCGUGCGCAGUUCCAUCAAAGCUGAAAUGGAUUAUGAGUGAUGAGGGAUCGAAAUUUUUGAUACUUCAAAAAUGGCAGUAUGGAGAUCAACCAGAUAAUGAAUUUACAUCUCAAAGUAGUAAAGCUGAUCCUCCAUCUUAUGCAUCACGUGCAUAUAGAGAUUAUUUAAUUGGGCAUUGUUUACGCAUUUUAACUGGUACAGCUGGAGAUGCUCAUUUAUCUUCUAUUUUGGAAUAUGGUCAAAGCAUUAUGGCUUCUGCUGGUGUCGAUGCUGGUUUCUUAUGUACUGAUAAAGUUACCGUUACACAUUGUGAGGAUGAAGUUGCAUUAUGGUGGGGAGCAGUUCUCUAUGUAGCAGCAUGUUGGAGACUGAGAGAAGAUGGUUCACAAGCUUGGAGUAUUGUUGAGAGCAAAUUUCCCUAUGAAAAAAAUUAUCAGUUGUGUAAUAACAACAAUAGCGUUAGUCCAUUGCCAUAUAUUGUAUUAAAUGCUUUACAAGCAGCAAAAGCUACUACCAAAUCUGCUUCUAUGCGUCUUAUUGAUCAAGCAGGAAUAUUACUUGAACAAUGUUUGGUUUAUUAUAAUUGCAAACAACAGUCGUCGCAGAAUGUUUUGCUUACACAAUUAUGGAUUUGCGAUUGGUUACUUGAAAUGCGAACUAUGCUUUGGCAAGAAUUGGAUAAUGAUUCAGAAAGGCCAAGUAUAAACAUUUCUUUGGGAAGUUUUCAGCGUGAUUUAGCUUGUUUGAGACAAUUGUGUCAACACAUUCCGUCGACAUUAGCACGUGUAUUCCUUUACGAAGCUACAGUGCGUAUAAUGGCAGGUGCAACACCAGUGAAAACUCAAGUACUAUUAGACCGCAGCUUGCAUCAUAGAAAUUCUCGUUCUUCAAUUAUUUGUGGUAAAGACAGAUCGCAAGAACAAUAUAGUGGAGAAAGAGAACACGCAGUCGCUUUGUGUUUAGCAUGCCGGCAUUUACCUGCAUUGUUAUUAGCUUCUCCUGGAGAACGUGCAGGUAUGCUUGCAGAAGCAGCAAAAACUCUUGAAAGAGUAGGUGACAGAAAAAGACUUCAAGAAUGCUAUAAACUGAUGCGUCAAUUAGGGCCUGCAAUUUCUGUUAAUUAAUAUGAUAGUAUAGCAUGCUAUGUUUGUUUAUUGUACAUAUCUUAAGUACAUGUUUAUUGUACAUAAGAAUUCUCUGAAUUCUUUUAGAUUAUAAGUUCGACUAUUCAAUUUUUGUUUAA